GUCUUCGUUACGCUGCGCCUCCUCGCCUCUUCAUCUUCCUGGUCUAUUAACCGAUAUAUACGUCUUGCUCUAUACACAUGUCCCUCCAUGAGGUCGCCCCUCACUCCUACGAGCUCGAUGACGCCCAUCCACUGGUGAAGCUGCUGAAGAAGAACUACCGCUGGUACUCUCCCAAGUUCUCGCCGCGUGAUGUGCCGGUGUUCGCUGAUGUGAGCAGCGUGACCGAGUCGCCGGAGACGAUGAAGGCGAUCCGCGAUUAUCUCGUGGCGCGCUACAAGGCGAUGACCCCACAGCCGACCCACAUUCUCGGUUUUGAUGCGCGCGGGUUUUUGUUCGGGCCGAUGGUGGCCGUUGAGCUCGGCAUCCCGUUCGUUCUCAUGCGCAAAGCGGAGAAGAACGCUGGCCUGCUCAUCAAGAGCGAACCGUACGACAAGGAGUACAAGGAGGCGGCGCCGGAGGUGUUGACUAUUCGCUGCGGCAGCAUUCGCAAAGGCUCUCGCGUGGUGCUGAUCGACGACGUACUCGCGACCGGCGGCACGGCGCUCUCCGGCCUGCAGCUGGUCGACGCGAGCGGGGCGGAGGUGGUGGAGAUGGUGUGUGUCUUGGCGAUCCCCUUCCUCAAGGGAGUGGAGAAGGUGCACUCCACCGCCAACGGCCGCUACAAGGACGUCCGCUUCAUCGCGUUUCUCUCCGACGAGAAGCUGACGGAGGAGAACUGCGGCGACGUGAAGGAUUACAGUGGCCCGCGUGUGAUGAGCUACGGUGAUGCUGUGAACGCGCACUUAUCUUGA
This is a messenger RNA of Leptomonas pyrrhocoris, 791 nucleotides long. Its product is annotated as adenine phosphoribosyltransferase. The coding region runs from base 78 to 791 and encodes 237 amino acids. Gene Ontology annotation, molecular function: adenine phosphoribosyltransferase activity. Lineage: Eukaryota; Euglenozoa; Kinetoplastea; Trypanosomatida; Trypanosomatidae. The transcript has a single exon. The record is from RefSeq and is a predicted model, not a curated record.